Messenger RNA from Ceratotherium simum simum (southern white rhinoceros), 5911 nucleotides. RefSeq names its product zinc finger with KRAB and SCAN domains 2 (gene ZKSCAN2). Gene Ontology annotation, biological process: regulation of transcription by RNA polymerase II. Gene Ontology annotation, molecular function: DNA-binding transcription factor activity, RNA polymerase II-specific; RNA polymerase II cis-regulatory region sequence-specific DNA binding. The record is from RefSeq and is a predicted model, not a curated record. Lineage: Eukaryota; Metazoa; Chordata; Mammalia; Perissodactyla; Rhinocerotidae.
CGGAAGAGCCCGGCGCUGGCCCCGAAGACCGCCGGCCCUCAUCGGCCACGCGCGGCGGCCCGGGCGCGCCGCCGGCCUCGAGUCUGGAACCCGGCACCGGGCGGGGUCUGCACUUCCGGCCCCACCCACUCGAGGCCUCGCCUCGCGGGAGCCCGACCCGAGGGUAUCUGACACACCCCCUCCCGGCCGGUUGUCCACCCCCGCCCAUCCUUCGCUCAGUCCACGGGAUUUUCCCCCUUGCUGUUUCCGACAUUGCGCUAAAAGAGAUGCACCCUGGAAAACCACAUCGCGGAGACACUUCUUGUUUGGAGAAGAGGCCGAGUUUGGGGACCUUGGUACACAGGCACCUGUUCAAGGGCCUAGGAUAGAUUAGAUUAAUCAGCCUGGAGUACCCUGUUCUCCUGACACUGCCGUUUUUCCUGUCUACCUUCCCGCACUUCCACAACUGUUAAGCAGGUGGCUCUCGGAGGUUUGGUCUGUUUGAGUCUACUUUGAGCUAGACGUGAGGUUGAGCCCUGGGUUGGAGCAUGGCUGCAUCCCUGGACCCUCACAUCGACGCGCCCCUGGAGGUUGAGGGAUGCCUAAUAAUGAAGGUGGAAAAGGCCCCCGAGUGGGCAUCGGAGCCCAUUCUGGAAGGAUCGGAUAGCUCUGAGUCUGAGACCUUUCGCAGAUGCUUCAGGCAGUUCUGUUAUACGGAUGUGACCGGACCCCAUGAAGCUUUCAGUAAACUCUGGGAACUUUGCUGCCGGUGGCUGAAGCCAGAAAUGCGUUCCAAGGAGCAGAUCCUUGAGCUGCUGGUGAUCGAGCAGUUUCUCACCAUUUUACCCCAGAAGAUUCAGGCGUGGGCACAGAAGCAGUGUCCGGAAAGUGGAGAAGAGGCGGUGGCCCUGGUAAUACAUUUGGAGAAAGAGACUGGAAGACUGAGACAGCAGGUUAACAGUCCUGUGCAUUCAGAGAAGCAAGCCCCACUCGGAGCAGCAUGGGAGGUAGCAGACUUUCAGCCAGAGCAGGUGGAGACCCAGCCCAGAGUGGUGUCUCAAGAGGAAGCUAGAAGCCUCCACUCAGGACACCAGGAGCAACUGAACCAAAAGAGAGAGCAUCGACCCUUACCCAGGAAUGCUCGGCCUUCUCCCUCGGUUCCUGCCCCUGCUGAUGAAUGGAAUACUAUAGAUCAGGAAGUAACAACCACAUGUCUUCCUGUUGGGUCCCAGGGACCAGUGAAAGAUGUCCACAUGACGAGAGGUUUUCCCUACAAAAAGAGUGUGCAUCAGAUUCCUGCUCACAGAGACCUCUACUGGGAUAUUAGGAAGGAGAAUGUUGGGAACAUGGUCUCCCUGGGAAGUACAGUGUCUACAUCUAACAAGAUAGCCCAGUUGGAGCAAAGAAAGGAGCCAUGGACCAUAGGUCUACAUUCCUCUAAUAAAAGGAAUAUUCUACGAAACAACUAUGUCAAGGAAAAGUCAGUUCAUGCUAUUCAGAUCCCUGUAAGGAAUGCAGGGAAAACGUGGAGAGAGCAGCAACAGUGGGGUUUAGAAGAUGAAAAAAUAGCAGGCGUGCAUUGGAGCUAUGAGGAAACUAAGACUUUUCUUGCAAUUCUCAAAGAGUCUCGCUUUUAUGAAACUCUUCAGGCUUGUCCCCGAAAUAGCCAGGUAUAUGGUGCUGUAGCUGAAUGGUUACGAGAAUGUGGCUUCCUCCGAACACCAGAACAGUGUCGGACCAAGUUCAAAAGUCUCCAGAAGAGCUAUCGAAAAGUGAGAAAUGGCCACGUGCUAGAACCCUGUGCCUUCUUUGAGGACAUGGACGCUUUGUUGAACCCUGCAGCCUAUGCUUCAUCCACUGAUAAGACAAGGGACAUUAUAUCUCUCCCCAGACUAAAGAGAAUUGGUCUCAGUGCUAAAGAACAGAUCAGUUUGGUGGAGGAGGAAGAAGCAGCAGAAGAAUCUGAUGGUGGUGAAAUGGGCGUUGAAUUUAUCCGGAAGUCUGAGAUUCGUGGUGCCCCUGUCUUGUUUCAAAACCUGAGUGGAGUGCACUGGGGCUACGAGGAAACCAAGACUUUUCUUGAUAUCCUCCGUGAGACUCGGUUUUAUGAAGCACUUCAAGCCUGUCAUCGGAAGAGCAAGUUGUAUGGGGCUGUGGCUGAACAACUGCGAGAGUGUGGCUUCCUGCGGACACCAGAGCAGUGCCGGACCAAGUUCAAAAGCCUUCAGAAGAGUUACCGCAAAGUGAAAAAUGGUCACGUGCUAGAGUCCUGCGCGUUCUACAAGGAGAUGGAUGCCCUGAUUAACUUCCGGGCAUCUGCCCCUUCCACCAACACCCCAGAAGAAGUCCUGUUACCCUCAAGGCAAGAAAGAGAGGAUAUUGAGAUUGAACCCCAGGAACCUACAGACUGGGAACCUGAGGAGACCUCACAGGAGGCAAUAUUAGAAGACUCUGGCAGUGAGAGAAUGAGUGAGGAGGAAAUUUUACAAGAGCCAGAAUUCCAGGGACCUCCAGAUCUGCUGCAAAGCCCAAGUGGUUUUGAAAUUGGAGGUAGUAUCAAGGAGGAUGCGACACAGGUAAUAUAUAAAGACACGGAGCAGCAUAGGGUGUUAAUAGAAAAGUCUAAAAGGGUAGUUUCCCAGAAUACUGAUCCGGGUAAAUAUCAUAAAAGGGAAUGCAUCUCAGGAAGACAAUGGGAAAGCCUUCAAGGAAUCAGACAGGGAAAGCUGAUGUCUCAGCCUAGAGAUUUAGGGAAAGUUGUAGUACAUCAGAGGCCUUUCAUGGGGAAGAGACCCUAUAGGCUUCUCAAAUACGGAGAAAGCUUUGGAAAGAGUGCUCGUCUUAUGUGCCGGAUGACCCAUCAGAAGGAAAAUCCUUAUAAGUGUGGUGUCUGUGGGAAGGGCUUUGGUAGAAGCAGGAGCCUAAUCAGACACCAAAGAAUCCACACAGGAGAAAAACCUUUUAAAUGUCUUGACUGUGGGAAAAGCUUUAAUGACUCCUCAAACUUUGGUGCCCACCAGAGAAUCCACACAGGGGAGAAGCCCUACAGAUGUGGAGAGUGUGGAAAAUGCUUUAGUCAGAGCUCAAGUCUUAUUAUACACCAGAGAACCCACACUGGAGAGAAGCCCUAUCAGUGUGGAGAGUGUGGGAAAAGCUUUACCAACAGUUCUCAUUUCAGUGCCCACCGGAGAGUCCACACUGGCGAGAAUCCUUACAAAUGUCUAGAUUGUGAAAAGAGUUUCAAUAACUGUACAAGACUUCGAGAACAUCGGAGAAUACACACUGGAGAGAAGCCCUACGGAUGUGCCCUGUGUGGCAAACGUUUCAGUAAGAGUUCUGUUCUCACCAAACAUCGGGAAGUCCAUACGAGAGAAAAGUUUCUGCCACCUCCUCCCUUGAUAUAUUCCCCGGAGAACCCACAUAAGGGGAAGACUGAUGAAUUCAGGAAAACUUUUUGAUGAUGAUCUCUUCUCUUCCUAAAUGUCCCUUUAGCCAUUUUACCCUAAUCUCACUCUUGGAAGCAGUCUUUUCUUAGCUAUAAAGUGUAAUUCCCAAGAUAACUUGAGAAUAUAAUAAACUAAAGACUUGGACCCUGUUCUCACCUCUUCCUCUAACUUGAUCAGUCUAUUCCUUCUAUGUGUCUCAACUUCUUUAAUAAAGUGGAGAAGAUAAUAGUGUCUGAGUUCAGAAUGAAAUUCUCUUCAGUAUGUUGAGGCCGCUGCUGUCAGAUUACUAAGUCCAGCAACAUUCAAGAUCCUUCAGUGUAGGCAAGAGUUGUUUUCAAGGAGAUAAAAAAAUGCUGAAAUUUUUUUUCACUCUCUACCACAUGAGAUCCUAGAUUGAACUUGAUCACCGAGUUUCAUGUUUGGGUAGAACUUUCAGGAGUCUGAUCAGAACCACAUCAAAUCCAUCUUGGUUUUGAAGAUACUCACAAAAGGAGAUUGAAGAUUUUAUAGCUUCCUUCAGAGGUCUGUUGCAGUGUACCUUUUUUGUGUAAAGAAGUUGAUCCAAAUAGCUAGAGUCAAAUCCCUGUAUUGUCAUUGAAGUCACGUUACUAAUGCCUUGCCCUCCAUAGAGGUGAGAUACAUUGAAUCCCCCAUCGUCCUUUGUAUGCUAACCUUUUCUGUACCUGAGGACUGAAACCCCCUCGGCUGCUGCUUCUCCAACCUAUAAGUAAUCCACUUCCUUUUACUGUUUCUCGUUAAGUCCUACACUUACCUCUUAAUUGUUCCGGGUGCUCUUGUCUGGCUCUUCUGAACUACCGUGCCCUCCUCAGAUUGAAUAGGAUUCAUACUCAUGGUGUGUCUCAUUAAAAUAAAGUAGAAUUUCAGACACGUUCUCGUUCUACCCUAUAACUUCUCUGGUUCUUAUUUAGAACAUGACUAGUAUGCUGGCAUAUUUUAUGCCUCCCAACCCCACACUUCAAUAUAAUAUUAUAUAAUAAUAGUUUUCUAAAACUUUAAGGGGGUAGGGAAGAAGUGAGGUAGAGACUGGAAACAUUUAAUAUUUCUAAGACCAGUUGGACUCUGUAGGCCUGCUUUAGAUCAGAUAGUCACCUCAGUCCAGACCAACACCUCCAGGUCUGUUUAUUAAAUAUACCAGGCUCUUUCUGAGGCUUCUAGUCCCUCUUCAGAGGAUCAUAAACCUCACUGUAGAGCCCUGAGUAAUUUAUACAACUCUGCAGCUCACUGAGUGAAAGUGGAAAUAUUUACAGAAAUUUCCAAUCCAGAACACCAUUUUUGUUUUCCUCAUUUACCUGUUUGAAAAAUCUUUUUGAUACCCCCCUAGCACUAGCCCAAUAAGUAUUGAAGGAAGAGUUCAGAUAGGGAGAUAGUUAACUCAUUUAUGAACAUUUCAGAUGAAACCUAGGAAUUUGGUCAUCCAAGGCUGACUGCUUCAGGAUGAGGCCAGUGACAUUUAUACCCUUAAUAUGUAGAUAUCUAGGGUGGCUUUGCUUGGGGAGGGAGAAGUCGUAAGGUUAAUGGAAAGAUAACCAGAGUCAGGGCUGUAUGUAGAUUCUUCUUUUGAUCUUAUCUCUGCUUUCCUUUGUCAAAUGCUCUCUUAUUUGAAAACAUCUGGAGAUAAUAUUUUUCCUUUGAGUAUGUUUGAAUCUUUUGAAACUUGUUCAACAAAGUACCAAGGAGGGUAGGCAGUGGAGAGAGCAACCCAACUUAUGAUGCCAGUAGAUAGGGUGUGGCCUAGUGGAAGGCAGAUGACUCAGGUAAACAUUGAUAAAUGUUUCUGAUUGACAUUUGUUAGAAAUGUUAUGAUGAUUCACGUCUCAGUAGGUUGAUUUCCUCUGUGUUAUCUGAAUUAUAGUCUUCUAUUUGUAGGUGGAGUUUCUGCUGGUAGCGUGCCUAGCACAGUAAGAUGUGUGUGGUGCCAGUGGCCGUGUGCUUAUAUUGUGUAAAUAUUCUGGAAUUCCAACUCUAGAGAAGAUGCACAUUAGUAGAAAUGACCACUUAGUAAUAUGGACGCAGGAUUAAUAAUUAUAUAAAGCAUGAUUCAGGAAAGUAGAUGAUUUAUUUAUAAAUAUUUAUUAAGCACUAUAUGUGUGAGGCUAUGUUCUAGGCACAGUGAGGGAUAUGAGAACGAAAAAAGGCCUGGUGUCUGUACUCAAGGAACUUGCAAUAUUAUAGAGAAAGUAUCAUAGCAAGAAGUAAUGCCAGUUAGAUUCAUGUCAAUUACAAAAGGUCACUAACAGUCAUGAGAAAAUCACCUUCACUUGCAAAGGAACUAAAUUGCAUAAAAUCGUAUUGUGUACCUCUGUCUCUCAACCUUCCCCAAUGGCAGGAAAGGAUCAAGACCCAUUCUGUCUCCAGUGGAACAAACUGAUUCUGUUGUCUCGUACCUCUGGGAUCAAGCUGAGGUGAAAUUUGGGUUCCCCUACCUGUAUUCCUAAUUGUAAAUGGGCUGUUUGGACGAGUAUUAA